Trematosphaeria pertusa is the source of this 2645-nucleotide messenger RNA. RefSeq lists its product as uncharacterized. Bases 174 to 2372 code for a protein of 732 amino acids. Gene Ontology annotation, cellular component: membrane. Lineage: Eukaryota; Fungi; Ascomycota; Dothideomycetes; Pleosporales; Trematosphaeriaceae. The transcript has a single exon. The record is from RefSeq and is a predicted model, not a curated record.
GACACUUGGGAGACUCGGGGUGAGUAUAGUCAUUACGGACCGGUGCGCGCUGUGGCGCCAUGUUGACUCAAUGCGCUUGCUGACUGGUAAUACCGACAGGAGAUACCCUUCGCUCCGCGCAUAGCUUCUCUUGCAAUUCUGCAUUGCGCACUGCGCUUCACCCAACCGCCUCAAUGGCUGCCUCCAUAGAAUCGCCCCAUACCGACCCAAGCGGCGCGACUGGCAUCGGAGCCGGUCCACAGGUCCUCAGCACAUCCAACAAGCUAGAAGUCAUCUGUGGCCCGCUUCUCAACUACAGACGCAUGAGCAAUGAACGGUCAGGCUCGCCAACCUGGCAUGGCAGCGUCCUGGUGGUAACCACACCUGGGCAACAACAUCCGGAACUCACUCUGUCUCUUGCUGGCGCCAUCGACGCAACCGCAAGGAACGCGGCGUUUACGCGCGCAGAAAGCAGAAGGUUUGCCGGCGAGAAGCUGUACGAGGACUCGGACAAGGCCUUCUGGCGCUUCACGAUCGAUUUGCCGUUCCAGGAAUUCGAGUCGCGGUGGGAAUACAAGAUCAAUGGACUGACAUACGUGGACGAGAAGGAGACCGGAAUGCCGCAAACCUUCGCUGUCCCGUCGGUUGCGCAGUCAAUGCGCAUCCUCUUCCACUCCUGCAACGGCUUCAGCGUCGGCACGGAUAUGGAAACCUGGCAGGGUCCUUCGCUGUGGAAUGAUGUGCUCCGUAUGCAUGCGCAGAAACCGUUCCACGUCAUGAUCGGUGGCGGCGACCAAAUCUACAACGACGGUGUGCGUGUGGGCGACGGUCCGCUCAGGCCCUGGACGGAAAUUGGGAAUCCGCACAAGCGCCGUGAGUUCCUCUUCGGCGAGAAGCUGCGCGCGGAUUGCGACGAGUACUACUACAAGAACUACGUUCAGUGGUACGGCACAAAGCCCUUCGCCACGGCGAACGGACAGAUUCCGCAGGUCAACAUUUGGGAUGACCAUGAUAUCAUUGAUGGGUUCGGCUCGUACACGGAUCGUUUCAUGCGGUGCGCCGUUUUCAGAGGUAUUGGCGGCGUCGCGCACAAGUAUUACCUCCUCUUUCAGCACCACAUGGCGCCUCCGAAGAGCACGUUUACGACCGAUGCGCCGAACACGACGGAUGUGGGACCAGACGGGACGCCGGUCGAUCCUGUGCAGCUCAAGAAUACGUUCGUCAUGACGGACGACUUAGAUGAUCCAUCGUACAUGAUUGGAUCAAAGCCUGGACCGUAUGUCGAAGAGCGCAGCCGGAGCAUCUACUGCCAGCUCGGUGCGCGCAUUGCUUUCGUUGGUAUUGAUGCCCGGACGGAGCGCACACGACAUCAAGUCAACUACCCUGAGACGUACAAGAUGAUUUUUGACCGGCUGGACAAGGAGUUCUCGGCCAAUAAGAACCUGAAGCACUUGGUACUUCUUCUCGGUGUGCCCAUCGCAUACCCGCGUCUGCAGUGGUUAGAAAACCUUUUCCGCUCUCCGCUCAUUGGCCCGAUCAAGUUCCUACACAAGCGCUUCGGUGUCGCCGGCGGCCUGUUCAAUAAGUUUGAUGGGAGCGUCGACUUGCUUGAUGAUCUGGACGACCAUUACACCGCACAUCAACACAAGCACGAACGCCGGGAGUUGGUCCACGCGCUUCAGAAGUUCUCAAAAUCGCACUCGGCCCGAGUCACGAUUCUUGGAGGCGAUGUCCAUCUCGCAGCCAUCGGUCGCUUCUACUCCAAACCGAAGCUGGGUAUCCCGGCGGAGCAGGAUCACCGAUACAUGCCGAAUGUGAUCAGCUCUGCUAUCACGAACAAACCGCCGCCGCAAGCUGUGGCGAACCUGCUGGCUAGCCGCAACAAGAUUCAUCAUCUGGACCACGACACGGAUGAGACGCUGCUCGAGAUCUUCGACCGCGAUCCAGGGGUUCCCACCAAGAGCAAUGGUGCGGCGAACGGGGCUACCAACGGUGCCGUAAACGGCGACGUCAAGAGCAAAACGAGCAAUGCCAACCAUGCCACCAUGCCCUCGCGAAACUACGCCAUCAUCUGCGAGUCGCAUCCCACGCCUACGUCGUCGGCUUCCGCUGCCCCUCCGGCGCCAGUCGCAGCACCCACAACGAACGGCGAAGCAGCGCCGGCACAGACGUCUACCCCUCCCGAUGCAAAGGCUAAUGCGAGAAAGCCGAUGCAUGCUGGUGAGCAGGGCGCGGGCACGGGACAUCCGGCUGCGGCAGGAUUGCAAGCCACGGGCCUGUGUGGGCAAUACGGACUGGAUAUUACGCUGAGGGUGGAGAUUAGUCCGAAAGACACGGAGGGGCAUACCGAUGGGUAUGGAUUUAGUGUUCCGGCUUUGGAGAUCGCUGCGUAGAGUGCGGACGAGAUAAUUCGUAUUAGAUGGAAAGCAUGAGCGUGGGGAAAGCGGGAUGUUGAGUCUAAUGCAAACGGUAAUUUGGAGCAGGGGAAAGUAGGUUCCAUGGCGAGAGCUGAGCUUAUUUCCGAGCUCCGGGCCUCAGGAUGGGAUUUUUGGGGGUUCUGCUUAGUUAUACCCUGUCUGUAGUAUCUGUAGUUUCUUCCUUUUGUUAAUGUAUCAGUACUGAUGGGCGUUGUUCCGAGCCUCCGCUCACCUACUCUUUGAAUGUCC